AAAAAAAAGAAAAGAAAAAAGAAAGGAAAUAUUCUGCGAUAAAACCACCAUGGCAUCCUUCAUGGCCCCCUUCCCGCGCGUCUAUUUUUGCUACGUCGAGCCAUUACUCCUUUGCUACGGUGGCUUGUCACACAUCAUUAACCCUGGUCACUACACGGCCGCACUCUUUGGAGACCUUCCAUCAUCCGAUGUAGAUUACCUACCUACAGAAAAGCUCGCCAGCUUGAAUAUGGGCUUCAUGAUGCUGCUUGUCGGUACUCUAGUUGCCGUCGUCAUGUUCACCUGCGAGAACCGCCGCACCGCCCAUCUCGUUGUACUAGCCCUGAUGGUCUUUGAUAUUCCUCACUGGGGUGCUGUGGCUGCCGUCUUGGGUUCGGCUGGCCCUGCUGCAAUUGAGGUUGCCAACUGGACCACGGAAAUGAAAGGACACAUGUUUGGCCCCAUAGUGACCUUUUCUAUCAAAUUGGCUUACCUCCUGGGCUGGCUUGGAGAUGACCUGCCGGCCGUCAAAGGCAAAACCCAAUGAGACCGUCAGGGCGGUCGGCUAUAUGCACGUUCUUGACGGAGACCUUAAGACGUCACUGCAAAAACAAAAAGGAAAACACGGCAGACCUGGAAGAUGAUCAUCUAUGUGUCAGUCAGUCUUGGUCAUGUCUUAGGACUUUUCCUGAACAUUAACGCCAAAUUCCUUGGCUCAUUGCUCCUACCUUUCCAAAAGAAAGAGGUCUUGUUAUGCAGACCUACGGCAAAGAGAUUGUAAUAUGUACUCUGUAGUGCAUACUAUUCAUUCGCCAGACUCCUAGUAACCAUAUACGCUCCUAAUGUGCACCCACCCUGUUGAUGGAGCUGGCAACCCUAUUCGAGGUUAUUUUUGAAACGAAAUUAUUAGACUUGUUACUGUAUGAAAGCUUACCGGG
Messenger RNA from Pyricularia grisea, 917 nucleotides. RefSeq lists its product as uncharacterized. The coding region runs from base 50 to 526 and encodes 158 amino acids. The transcript has 3 exons. NCBI's taxonomy places the organism in Eukaryota, Fungi, Ascomycota, Sordariomycetes, Magnaporthales, Pyriculariaceae. The record is from RefSeq and is a predicted model, not a curated record.